Molecule: messenger RNA, 1327 nt
Organism: Gopherus evgoodei (Goodes thornscrub tortoise)
Lineage: Eukaryota; Metazoa; Chordata; Testudines; Testudinidae
Product: cAMP-dependent protein kinase catalytic subunit alpha-like
Biological process (GO): peptidyl-serine phosphorylation
Cellular component (GO): nucleus; cAMP-dependent protein kinase complex
Molecular function (GO): cAMP-dependent protein kinase activity; ATP binding; protein kinase A regulatory subunit binding
Source: RefSeq, a predicted model, not a curated record
AUGCUCACCUGGUGGAUUGAGUACGGGCGCUCUGGACUUGGGGCCCCUCAGGGGGGUCAGACAGCAGAGUCUGUCUGCGGGGUCAAUCUGGUUCAGAUCACAGGCCUUCUCAAAGGCUGUGAGGCAAGGAGAAACACUGGCCGGCAGAGGGCUGAGUCAGAGGCAGCGCAGGUUAGGAGUGGGGAGGGAGAAGGGGGAGAGAAGGCACAGGUGCUUUGCAGCCUUCCCCUCCCCUCCCCCGGGCACUCACCUGGAGGAGAUGCCAAGGGGGCUUCUGGUCCGGUGGGAGACAGGAAUCUCUGCAGUGGACCUCGCUCACCUGAGCAACUACUGGUGCUUCCAACAAAUAACUCCAGUCUGUACCCGGUGAUGGAAUACAUUCUGGGCUGGGAGAUGUUCUCCCACCUACGGCGGAUCGGGAGGUUCGGUGAACCUCAUGCCCGGUUCUACGCUGCUCAGAUCGUCCUGACCUUUGAGUAUCUGCACUCUCUGGAUCUUAUCUGCCGAGACCUGAAGCCAGAGAAUCUCCUGCUAGACCAGCAGAGCUACGUCGAGGUGACAGAUUUUGGUUUUGCCAAGCGGGUGAAAGGCCGAACCUGGACUCUGUGUGGGACCCCGGAAUACCUGGCCCUCAAGAUCAUCCUCAGCAAGGGUUAUAACAAGGCUGUGGACUGGUGGGCCCUGGGUGUCCUCAUCUACGAGAUGGCGGCUGGUUACCCCCCAUUCUUCACGGACCAACCCACACACCUCUAUCUCUCUUCCUCACUCCAGGUCCGGUUCCCUUCUCACUUCAGCUCGGACCUGAAGGACCUGCUCCGGAACCUGCUGCAGGUGGACCUCACCAAAUGUUUUGGCAACCUCAAGAACGGGGUCAACAACAUUAAGAACCACAAAUGGGUUAGCUACCAGAGGAAGGUGGAAGCUCCUUUUGUACCAAAGUGCAAAGGCCCUGGUGACAUGAGUAAUUUCGACGACUAUGAGGAGGAGAUCCGGGUCUCGACCCUCGAGAAGUGCGCCAAGGAGUUUGCUGAGUUCUAGGACCAGCGGCUCCUCCAAGAAGGGUGCGCGUGGAGCAGAUGGGGGUGGGGUUGGAUUUUGGUUUCAUAGAUAAAUUAUAUAUAUUAUAAAUACAUGAGCGCUGUCAGGAGCGGAGAGGGGGAGUCCUGUGGCUAGACCGCCCCCCCAACUCCCCUUUUCCACAAAGAAGCUUGAAAGUCCCAUCUAGAGGGUGAGGAUAUUAUCCGCCCCGCCCUGGGAAACAGGUCUGUGUCCUCCAACAACACUUGUUUCACUGGGAAACCUCCCGCUCCCAGCCUCCACUUCCUCU